Molecule: messenger RNA, 1320 nt
Organism: Lactuca sativa (garden lettuce)
Lineage: Eukaryota; Viridiplantae; Streptophyta; Magnoliopsida; Asterales; Asteraceae
Gene: TTN9
Product: titan9
Biological process (GO): developmental process involved in reproduction
Source: RefSeq, a predicted model, not a curated record
CCCAAAUUUCGACGUAUCGCGCCCUCCCAAAAACAUUUCUCAUACCGGUGUGUUGUUUCUGGUUCCAAUCAACUCAAAACUCUCUGGGCGUUUGAGUCGUGGGGUUUCGAGGGAUUUGAAUUUCAUCGUGAAACAACCGCCGACUCACCACCACCGGCCACCAGUUUCAGAUGGAGGCUCUUUAUUCAAAGCUCUAUGAAAAGUACACUAGGGUCAAGACACAUAAAGCUUCUGAAAUAGAGCACUACAACUUUGAUCAAGAACAAAAGUUCAAGACUUAUGUGUCUGCUGCAGAUGAACUGAUUGACCAUUUACAAAAUGAAAAGGACACAUUAGAUGCACAAGUCAAUGAAUUAAGAAAUGAAUUGGCCUCAAUCAGAUCUGCCAAGGAUGAAGAGCAAAAAAAGUAUGAACACAUGCUUUUAAAAGAGAACCUGAAAAUAAAAGAACUUUCAGAAGAACUCGAGAGGAUGAAUAGAAGAGAAUUUCAUUCAAACACUAACAAUGAAAUAGUUCCAAUUAAGCAAAUGUCAACUUCUCCUCUUUCUUCAAUCAAAACUAACAAAUCAUCAAUGAGAAAGAGACUUAGGAGUUCCAUUGAUGAACAUGAGAAUACCUCACAAGAAGAAUCACAAAAUGAUUUAGUGAAAGAAAACAUGUUUUUGGGUGCCAUUGAUGAUGUUAAUCAGCCUAAAUGCUGUCGUCGAAGGCUUGGGAAUUCAGUAAAUGGAAGUGAUCCAAGUAUGUGCAUGUUUCAAGAGCUUGUUGAAUCCCUACUUGACCUUAAAUUUUCAGUUUCAACACAAAAUGAUGACACUCUCAUGACUGCAGUUCAUGAUUCAAGUGGUUACACAUUUAAUUUAGGAUAUGUGAAGAAUGCAUUAGGAGAAGAGGAGCUUAUGUACAAAGUGUCUUCAUUGGGGACUUUUGAGAGAGUAGCACCUGAAUGGAUGAGAGAGGUGAUGUUAUUUAGUAAGAGCAUGUCUCGUAUCUUUUUCAAGAAAGUAUCUGCUAUCAUGAAGCUUCAAGAAUGAUGAUGAUGAUGAUGAUGAUGAUGAUGAUGAUAAUGAUGAUAAUGAUGAUAUCAUGUGUGUUGUAAAGUUAAAAUAUUGUAUUCUUCUGUUUUUUACUUGAGUAGCUUAGCUUGCAUGUGAGGUUUUUGUUAGGUCAUACUUUGUUUUGUGACCUUUUUACGCAACAAUUGCUCUUGUUAUCUUUCCUUUUAUGGAAGGAGGUAUCUUAAAAGAAAUGUAAGCGAGAAGAAGGAAAGUAUUGAGAUGUGUUACUUGUGAAAUUGUAGUGUUAAAAGGUUAUUUGAUU